Messenger RNA from Fopius arisanus, 1412 nucleotides. RefSeq names its product RAS oncogene family member Rab23 (gene Rab23). NCBI's taxonomy places the organism in Eukaryota, Metazoa, Arthropoda, Insecta, Hymenoptera, Braconidae. Gene Ontology annotation, molecular function: GTP binding; GTPase activity. The coding region runs from base 384 to 1097 and encodes 237 amino acids. Gene Ontology annotation, biological process: vesicle-mediated transport. The record is from RefSeq and is a predicted model, not a curated record. The transcript has 5 exons.
GGUAGUUUUUGAUGACAGGUGUUCUCAGACGGUUUCACGAGUUUCACCGAUCAUCGGUCUUCCUACCAGUUCUCAGUUCGCUCUCGACAUUCCCCCUCAAUCACACGUGGACCCAAAAAUCCUAUCACUUCCCUAAUCUAUUCUUCUAUCAAUUGACAAAAUUUUAUCGACAUUUAAAAAUAAUUUAGAGCUUCCGAAGCUCAAACAAUGGCCAAAGAUUUUACGACAAGAAUCCGGUGAAAAACCGACGCUUUUCACUCGCUCCCUCGACGCGAAUAUUUCAAGUUUAUUUUCAUUUUUAGUUCCUCCAUGUCUGUGUGUUUUGAAGUUCCCGGGGUGGGAAGAGUGUAAUUAGAUAUUAUGAUAAGAGCGGAGAAAUCAGAAUGCGGGAGGAAGAGCUCGAGAUAUCACUCAAGGUGGUGAUAGUGGGAAAUGGGGCAGUAGGGAAGUCGUCGAUGAUCCAAAGAUUUUGCAAGGGCACCUAUACGAGAGAUUACAAGAAGACUAUUGGUGUUGAUUUUUUAGAGAGACAGAUAGAGGUGGAUGGAGAAGAUGUUCGAUUAAUGCUGUGGGAUACUGCUGGACAGGAGGAAUUUGACGCUAUCACAGCGGCUUAUUAUCGAGGUGCACACGCUUGUGUACUCGCAUAUUCAGCAACCGAUAGAGAUUCGUUUGAUGCUAUACCAUCUUGGAAACUCAAGGUUGAGAAUGAAUGCGGUGAAGUACCAACGGUCUUGGUGCAAAAUAAAAUUGAUCUGGUUGAUCAGUGUCAGAUUGAUCCAGAAGAGGCAGAUAGACUUGGUCGAGCUCUCGGCUGUAAACUCCUACGAACUUCUGUUAAGGAAGACGUGGGUGUUUUAAGUGUCUUCAGGCACUUAGCUUCGAGGUGUCUCCUCGAUAUGCGCAGAUGUGAAGAUGAUUUUCAAGAUGACCUAAGACUGUACUCAUCCGGGCCUAGAUCACUCUCCGUCAUUAGUGCUUUUAGCCCGAAUGAAUGUACCCGCACUAGCGGAAACGGAACAAUUGUUCUUCGUCCUACUGGUAAACGGCACCACAAGAAGAAAAAUUUCGUCAAGAGCGCGUGCCGACUCUUGUAAUGAAUACUCAAAAAAAAAAAUGUAUUCUCUCCUACAACCUUAGUAUUAAGCAAAUGAACUGCCGCUGGGAAUCAAAAGUAAGGAUACUCCCCGCCUAUUGUCCUCCACGUAUUGCUUCAAGGACAAGCAAAAAAAAGAGGCAUUUUUGUCUAGAGUAUUAUACAUUGUACCUUCUUGUUUUGUACAUAUGUAUAUGUAUUUCACUCUUAAUUACUCCCUCUUGAGAAUUGGGUUUCACUCUCUGAGUGAUGUAAUUUAUAAAAAGGUUAAUGUGAGAUAUAAAAUUAAAUAAAGUAUAUUAUAAGUUAUAAUAAA